Molecule: messenger RNA, 2463 nt
Organism: Bombus terrestris (buff-tailed bumblebee)
Lineage: Eukaryota; Metazoa; Arthropoda; Insecta; Hymenoptera; Apidae
Product: aquaporin AQPAn.G
Exons: 5
Coding region: 202-993 (263 amino acids)
Biological process (GO): transmembrane transport
Cellular component (GO): plasma membrane
Molecular function (GO): water channel activity
Source: RefSeq, a predicted model, not a curated record
CGCAGUUAGAUACCUACGUGAGACCAGUUGGUUUCUAUGCUCGGCAGCCUCGACAGUUGUCGUUCGGUAACUCUUGCAGAGCAUUCGCUUUUCCGAGAGCUACUACUGCGAAGCCUGUGACAGGAUCCGUUGCUGAAAAAAUCACAGAAAACUUUUAAAAGCGACUACCCAGCUUCUGCAUUGACUCGGACUAUCUUCAAGAUGGCAAAUUUAAAGGAGGCUUUAGGAACAGACGAGCUGACUAAUAAAAAAGCUGGCCUUUACCGAGCACUGAUCGCAGAAUUUCUUGGUACGCUGCUGUUGAACUUCUUUGGAUGUGGAUCUGUCGUCACGGGCAACGUCGUGGCCAUAAGCUUGGCUUUUGGUUUGACUGUGGCCGCAGCAAUUCAAGGAAUAGGACAUAUUUCUGGUGGUCAUGUUAAUCCCGCUGUCACGUUCGGAUUAAUGGUGAUUGGCAAGGUGCCAGUUAUCAGAGGCUUGCUAUACGUAAUACUUCAAUGUAUAGGCGCAGUAGCAGGAUCUGGUAUACUAAAAGCGUUAUCUCCUGAGAGGAUGGAACAUGUUUUAGGCGUAGUAUCUCUUUCGCCAGGCGUUACUCCUGUCCAAGGUUUCGGUAUAGAAUUUUUCCUCGCCUUCGCAUUGGUUCUGGUCGUAUGCGGUGCAUGCGAUGCAGCAAAACCAGACAGCAAGGGGAUUGCUCCUCUUAUAAUCGGAUUUACAGUUUCUCUCUGUCAUAUCGUCGGUAUACCAAGAACUGGCGCAGGUAUGAAUCCAGCUCGGUCACUCGGUAGUGCCAUUGUAAUGGAUAUAUAUGAGGAUCACUGGCUGUAUUGGGUUGGUCCAAUCCUUGGUGGUAUGGCAGCUGGAUUGAUCUACGCGUUCGUAAUCGGUCCUGCGAAAGAGUCGAAAAAUUCCAACCGAGUGUACACGGUCGCCGCGACGGACGAGAAGGAGAAGUUCGAGUACAUAGACAGCGGACACGGUGGACUUUAAAAAUGAUGCCGACAUAAAGAAAGAUUCGAAGACGGAAAUGUCAUAUUUUUAUAUCGUAUGUUAUAAUUAUGAUAAUCUGUGAAAUCGGAAAUAUUCGAAGUGUUAUUUUUACAGCUACAGAAUCUUACCAGCAAGAGGAAAGAUAACCCCGCUUGACGCUCUAACUAUCGCUAACCAUCGCAUUCUCAAUUGCCGAAUCGUUAUCUAUGUAAUGAUUUAAGUGGCUGAAAUAUGUGAAUUUUAUGCUAUUACAGUUAUUUAAUCAACGUGUAAUCAACCGAAAAUAUUUAAACAGUUAUAGAACAUAAUACUCAUGAAUGCUGAUCAUAUGGAAAGAGCAAUUUGUUUUCAAUUUAUGCAAUUCAUCUUAAUAAUCAUAUAUGUGAUGAUCUUAGUUUAUCGAAUAUACAAAUAUGCAUUUGUUCGCUUGUAUUUAAAUACAUACAUGUACUUUACCUGUAACGUUAAGUCGCUCUUUUGUAUCACACUUAUUUUACCGAACGGAGUUGUUGCACGCCAAAGAUUGAUUCUGCCGAACUGAAAUAUUAUAGUGUCGACAUCUUCUGCUAGUUAGAUGCAACCUAUUUAUUGGAAAUCGUUUAUAAAACACUUAUAAACUGUCGAUAAAUUAUCAAAAAUUAUAUACGAACUAUAUACGCCUUUCAUACAUCAUUGAUAUAGAAAAUCAUAUUCGAUGAAUGCCAAUAUAAGUUAAUCUAUGUUAAUUUGUAGUAUUUUAUUUAUCGACAUUGAUAUAUUAUACUCUAGGUUACAAUUAUAUAAUUAAUAUUAUAUAUGUAUAAUAGAUGAUCAGAAUAUGUAACAUGCAAUAUCUAAUUUAUAAAUUCUGGUGACAAUGCGUUUUCAAUAUUUAAUCAAUGUUUAUACAUCCUUAUAGGUAAAUGAUCAAUUAAAUAUCAAUCUUCGUAUUCCUAUAUUUUAUAUAUAUUGUAUUUUUUAAACUCAUAAGAUACAUGUAAUUUUGUUAUAGAUUGCAUAUUAAAGUAUAAUUGGAAUAAUAUAUCACAUAUUUAAUCAUGUUCGGAUAUAUUAAUAAUGAAAUGCAUGCAUAUCAAAGUAUGUGCUAUAACCAAUUGUAUGAAAUAAAAUGUAAAUAUUUUGUAUGAAAGUACAAUUACACGUGUUGUUUGUACUAUGUAUAUGUGCGAUGAAGGUAUUCCCAAAAAAUAAGCAACACUUUUAAUUUUACAUUUACACAGCAUACUUUGUAUUUGAUACAUAGUUUGAAAUGUUUAUAGAAUAUUGAAUAAUCUAUGUUCCUUUUCCAUUCUAGCUUGACAAAAUUAGCAUAAUGUGAUUAAAUAUUACAGUAAGUUUAAUCCUUUAAAGUACCUUGUAAAUUCCCAAAGGUGGAAUCAAGUGUAUAACAAUGGUAAAAAAAUGUAAUAUAUCAUUAAAAUGGGACGAUUUUACCUAUAAUUGAAACAAAUAAAAAAUCCGAAUACAGUA